AUGGCACACGAAUUAGAUCCCAGCUGGCUCUGGGGUUGGUUGUGGGAUUCUAUUUUCACCAUCGACGAGCCUUUCGACAACAAAUACUACAUAAUUGCAUUCGCCACCAUCUACGUUCUUUACAAGGCCCUCAAGGCGAUGGGUAACGUCCUUGUGCCCACCACAAUCCUUCUCGGCAACUGUCUUGUCAGCUUGGCCGUACUGAUCCUUUCCGUCCUCAAGUUAUUCAUUUUGGUUCUUAUUCCAAAGGUAUUUCGAUACGGAUUCGAAAGGCCCAUAGGACCAUUCUUUUCCACCAUGUGGAAUGUAUGGGAGUAUCUUGCGAUUCCAAGCAUCCUUACACACCUUGCCAUGAUCAGAUUCAGGGCUAGCCAAGCAAAAGAAAUGUUGAGGGUAUAUCUCAAUUCUACACGAGACGAGCUAUACGAGAUCACGGGCACUGAAUUUAAAUACCCUGACCUACCAGGCGGAGACAUAACCGGCAUCCAGCCCAGCGAUACUGGUGCAAAACGGUGGAUGAGACAGCUGGUCGAGGAGGACAAUAUCAGGAGACAAGCUCAAGUCCUCGACGAGCAGAAUCGGAUUGCCGAAGCAGAAAACCAGAGAAUGGGAAUCGAGAAGGAGAGGCAGAAGCUCGAGAAUGAGAGGACUGGCUUAGUCUGGGAGGGCCUUCAAUCAAGAGGGCCAGCAAACAGCCAACACAUCCGAGAAAUGGCUCGCCUGAGGCUGCUUGCUCCUCCCAGAUCUGCUGAGGCGACAUUAGCUGGAAGCUUUAGAGCCACUGACCCUGUAUCUCUGCCCCCUGUCCAUGAGCCCGCUCCGGUAAAUUCAACUGUUCCGGUAACCUCAACUAUAUCGGGACCUUUAACCAUACUGGAACCUGUAACUAUACUUGGACCUGUCACUGUACUGGAACCUUCAACUGCACCGGUAUCUCCAACUACACCGGUACCUUCUCUUGCACCGGCUCCCCCAGCCCCUCAUCCUCCCCCAGCUCCGGCUCCUGCUGACACACGACCUAUUCCAAGAGGCCAAGACAUCAAAAAAGCCUGGGAAGAAGGAUGGUACAGCACCCUGGGACCGAGACGGACCGUAGUCAAGAAUGCGAGCACACAAACGGAGCCAACAGAUCUUGCUAGCCAUGACAUGAAGCACAAGCCCUUAGAGCUGGCACCCCAAACGUACGCCAGUCGGGGCGUACAGACUCACUUGGUAGACUCUCCUAUCCAGGAAGAGCCCGAGCCCCCAGUCGUUAUACCAGAGCUUCCAAUCCCAGAGCUGAGUUCAGAUCCAGCUUCGUCUGAGGACACGGACACACAGACGUCUCUCGAUAAGGGGAAGGCUCUCGAGGGACCCCAGCCAAGCAUCUACGCCAACUUGGUCACUAUUCAUGGCAGCAGAGCUGAGGACGAAGUGGUGGAGCCAGAAUACUUUGGUGUAUCCUCAUCUUUUCCCGCCACUAUCACACUUCCUGACUCCCCUGAGCCUACGACUAAUGCGGAACCCGAGCCCACACAGACUCAUGCAACCGGCCUCGACCGUCCCAUCGCUAUCCACUCAUCUAUUCGAGGUUUCGUGAAGUCUACGAUACAUUCAAGACUGUCUGCUGCAGGGACUUCGAGGCGAAAUGAACCGGGGCCCAAGUCCUCUAUGGGCGGCACAAAGGCAAAGGAGUGUAAGAGCAUACAUCAGCAAUCACGAAGGGGUGUUCCUACUAGAGGUAUCACCCAGACUAAGGAUAAAAAGUAUGAAGACAAGAAGGAGAAAAUGUGCGAGAUGUCCGUGGGGCUGUUGGACCGACAGCCUACUAGUUCAUUCAAGUCUCUGGAGACUCAGCAAGCCAUUGAUACUACGACCACUUCCGCCAACGUCCCUAUUCACUCCACACCCAUCUCGAAUGACGACUCGAAACACGAUGCUCAAGGAAGCCCUGUCGUUAGACAUCCAAUUACCCCUGAGCUUCCUUUGACAAAGACUACUGAGCCUGCUACCCCAGAGAGUACAUCUGUCUCUAAUCUUUUGACUAGCGACCCCGUAAGUAUAGCAUCGGGAGCCCAAGACGGCCAAAGCGAAGUCUCUCUUCAGGCCUCCCCAGAGCCCUUUUCAAGCGUCGUAUCCGCCGAGAAUGAGCCUUCCACGGGAUACCAAUUUACUACUGUAUACCCAAGCACUGAGAGGAACCAACAGGCUUUGACUGAAGCUUUUAUUAAAGCUUGUGAAAAUGCCGAUAAAAAGACACCACUGCUCAAAGUCAAUGAAGAUGGGACAACUUUGCCCCCGGCUUCGACUUCGCUCCUUUCAAACACGCUGAGCCACUCUAAAUCUGAAGGAACAACUAUAGGGCAGCAAUCCAGCUCUCCUGGUCCUGGCUCCAUUCCCAUGCUUCGGGGAAGCGAAGACAUAGAGACUUCGCUCGAUGAGAUAAUCGCAGCAUCUACCCUGCAUGAAUACAACGAAUCUGACGAAGAUAUAUAUGAAGAUAGCCUCGAUGGCUAUAAUGUUGCCGACAACCAACAAGAGGGCUUGAACGGAGGACCAGAAACACCAGUCGCAAGAGCCAAUCCUCAGGACAGUGACGAAGAGAUGGGGAGUUCCGAGUCUGGUGCCGCCGGUGAUCCUGGUGUAGGUAUACUGGAGGAGCAGACCCUCCUAACAUCUACAACGGGUGACGCUCAAAUGACCGAUGUAUGGCGACCAAAUGAAGAGGAAAGGAAAAGAAUAGGAGAUGCAGCUCAAGAACUGCUCAAUGACCUCAUGGACCAAGAUGGAGACUCCUCAGAAGACACAAACCAGAAAGACAGCUGUCAACGAGCCCAAUGA
Fusarium verticillioides 7600 is the source of this 2820-nucleotide messenger RNA. RefSeq lists its product as hypothetical. Bases 1 to 2820 code for a protein of 939 amino acids. Lineage: Eukaryota; Fungi; Ascomycota; Sordariomycetes; Hypocreales; Nectriaceae. The record is from RefSeq and is a predicted model, not a curated record. The transcript has a single exon.